AUGUCUAAUUUAGAUGCAAGGAUCGCUCUGCAACAAAGUCGAUUCAUCCUUAUUCAAGAAUCAGCUGAGUCCGAUGAAGCCGACGCCUCACCUUUGACUCGCCAGUUGAUUACCGUACGUUUAGAGAUGCUCGAACAAAACUGGACUAAGUUUCAAGAAGAGCAUGAAAACCUCUGUCUUUCGGAGAGCGAUGCUUUGAGCAAUCAGCCGUAUCUCAGAGAUCGAGUAUACGAGCGUUGUCACGCCUUUUAUAUGUACUCUCGCGCCAAGCUCCUUUCUCAACGAGACGAAUUCGACACUCCAGACCGGCAAUCAAGACCCACACUGUCAGACUACGGAGCGUCCACAUCGCUGAUGCCUCGCAGUGCUUUAUCUCGAAUAAAGCUUCCGAAUUUCUCGGGAGACUACCAAUCUUGGAGGUCGUUCCAUGAUUUAUUCACAACGCUGAUACGACACAAUACGGAUCUGUCAGCAGUGGAAAAAAUGCAUUAUUUGAAGACUUGUAUAACUGGAGAGGCAGCAGAUCUGAUAUGCAAUUUGCCUAUUUCAUAUGAUAACUUCGAAACUGCACUUACCAACUUGAAACCGCUCAAAGCGAAGUCUGCACAAGGAUUGAGAGCUCUUCUGACGAUAAUAUCUGAGGCCAUGGGCGCGAUCUGUGCCCUAGGAUGCAUCGUGCAUCAUUGGGACCCGCUACUGCUGCAUUUACUGGUGAGAUUGCUAGAUCCGGAAACUCGAGAGGCAUGGGAGAAAAGGAACGGUGAUCUCCACGCGGUGCGUCUAUUAAUUGACCAAGGAUCAGAACUAUCCUUCAUAUCGGAAGAGCUAGUGCUCAGCUCAAGCGAACCGCCCUGCAUUAUUGAUGCAUAUGUAUUACCGCGACUGACGACGAAAUUACCGCCUUAUGACGCUGUGACUCAUUCAUGGCCUCACAUAACAGGACUGCAACUUGCCGACCCCGACUUUGAAUGCUCCGGACUCAUCCACAUCAUUAUUGGAUCAGACAACUACGGCUCAACCAUCUUCGGAUGGGUUCUCUCCGGAACGGUCUCAUCGGGCAAAGCAGCGACACCAGCUUUAGCUCAUCAUUGUUCAUUAGAUCAUGAGUUACGAGAUCUCAUUGGCAGGUUUUGGACACAAGAGGAGCUUCCAGCUGCAAAAACUUCUAAACUGAACAAAGAAGAAGAAGAGUGCGAACGACAUUUUUUGUCUACGUAUUCGAGAGAUACAACGGGGAGAUACGUAGUUCGCCUUCCGUUGAAGUCAGAUACUGCGCUCUUGGGGGAUUCGAAAGCGAGAGCACUAAAUAGCCUCAACAGAUUGUUAAAUAAAUUUAAAUCCAAUACCAGAUUAUGGCAACUAUACAGUGACUUCAUUGAGAAAUACAAAAACCUGGGUCACAUGGUAGCAGUUGAUACUUUCGAUAACCAAACUUCUCCCGUAUACUAUCUACCUCAUCUUGGUGUACUUCGAAAAAACAGCCGCAUCACCAAGCUGAGAGUGGUUUUUAAUGCAUCCAGCCGCACUAGUAAUGGUUUAUCUCUCAACGACAUUCUGCAUGCAGGCGCUAAGCUUCAAACGGACGUGUCAGAGAUUCUCCUGUGGACGAGGACACACCGAAUUCUCUUUUUAACUGAUAUAGAAAAAAUGUUUCGACAAAUUGCAGUUCAUCAACAAGACUGGGAUUUGCAAAGGAUAUUGUGGUGCGGACAAGAUGGCCGUCCUUCUGCCUAUCGACUUACGACUGUAACCUAUGGUCUCAACUGCGGUCCAUUUCUUGCAUUACGCACGGUUCAGCAAUUGAUGGAAAACGAGGGCCAUCAGUUUCCAAAGGCCAUAGUUCCCUUGACAAAAGGAAGAUAUGGCGACAUUAUCGGAGGAGCAGAAACGAUUCCAGAGGCUAAAGAAAUUGUUCAACAGCUCAUGCUACUCUGUGAAGCAGGCAGCCACGCCUUUAUCCAGCGUUUCUGUGUUGACGAAAAGAAUGGUAUCGUCCGAGAUAGCGCGAUUGUUCCGCUAGGACUGAUUGCAUCGAUUCUAGUACGAGCAAAGAUGAUCUUGCAAGAGCUCUGGUUGACGAAAGUAGGUUGGGACGAUUCUCUACCACCAGAAAUACAACUACGAUGGACGAACUUUCGACAGCAGUUGCAGCAGCUCAACCAAAUAUCAAUACCACGGUGGCUCGGCAGCGUUCGUACCAACAACUCGAUUGAGAUACACAGGUUCUCGGACGCAUCUCGAUUAGCGAUAGCGGCGGUGAUAUACGUGAGAGUUUCGGAAGACAACGGCAAGUUUUCGACGAGACUAAUAUGCUCUAAGACAAAGAUUGCGCCAAUAAAGCGACUCUCCAUCUCCCGUUUUGAGCUUACGACUACUCUGCUGUUGGCACGUUUACUUACGAAAACUUUGCAAGCACUUGACCUAGCAGAGACACCGGUGACUUGUUGGACGGACUCCUCUGUUUCUCUCACAUGGAUUACCAUCCAUCCAGUUCGAUGGAAAAACUCUCUGUCCGACGCAAAAUCAUCCUGGCCUUUACUCCGACCUGCACCAGCCCAAGACAUUAACUUGGAAGAACGACCAGGGAAUGUCCUCGUUGCAAUCGUUCGACCAGGCGUCUACUGGGAAUUGCUGGACAAAUAUUCCACUCUCACGAAGCUGAUACGAAUCACGGCACUCUGCCGCAGGUUCAUCUCGUGCCUACGUAGAGUGUCGCCGAUCGAGCAUCCACUAACACCUGUGGAGCUCGAGCUAAGCCGCAAUUUCUGGAUACAAAUCGUACAACGAGCUUGGUUUGGCUAUGAGAUCGGAAUCAUCUCUAAGGGAGAGCAGCUGCCGAAAUCCAAUCCAAUGGUACGACUCAUCCCAUUCCUUGAUCGAGAGGGAUUGCUCCGAAUCGGAGGGCGUUUACAUAAUGCCCGGAUCGAUUCGGAGGCCAAGCAUCCGUAUAUCUUACCAAAGAGAUCCCCCCGCAAGUUGGUAAUAGAUGAUGCUCACAGGAGAAUGCUCCAUGAGGGUAUACAAGUCACGUUGGCCUUUAUACGAAAAUGUUCUGGAUCAUCGGCGGAAGAGCGCCGGUCAGAUCUCAGAUUCUGA
Messenger RNA from Camponotus floridanus (Florida carpenter ant), 3096 nucleotides. RefSeq lists its product as uncharacterized. The record is from RefSeq and is a predicted model, not a curated record. Bases 1 to 3096 code for a protein of 1031 amino acids. Lineage: Eukaryota; Metazoa; Arthropoda; Insecta; Hymenoptera; Formicidae. The transcript is spliced from 7 exons.